AUGGUCGUCCAACUCUCCUACCGCAAAUCCCUACGCUGGAUACCCGGCGAACCUUCAGAACCAACCUCCACCCUGGUUCUCGACGUCGGAAACUACUUCGUCGAUCUCCGUAUGCUCAAAGCCGAUUCAAGCAUCGAUUGGGCCAUGGCCGGCAAACGCACAAUCCUCUCCUCAUCACCUCUAAAAUGCCAAUGGAGCAAAGAAAUCUGUUCCCAAAACACCGAAGCCCACGAUGACAUUGGAGAAUUUGAGGACUUGCCUAAUGGAGAUGCGUUGGAGAAGGGCAGUAUGCCUAAUCCUGAUAACAAUGAUGAAGUUCAGGCAUAUGAGGAGGUGUGGGGCAGUAUUGAGGUGAAAGCCUCAGAUCAGCCGGCGUGGAUCUUGAGGAGUAAGGAUGAGAGUGGGAUUACGUAUGUUGGCAAGGUUGGAGAUUGGUUUCAGGUAUUGAGGAAGAAGGAGGAUGGGAAUUUCUCUGUGUUGAGAGAGCAGAGAGUGGAAGGCAGGUGGGUCAAGAGGCUGGCAACAAGAUAA
Messenger RNA from Aureobasidium melanogenum CBS 110374, 531 nucleotides. RefSeq lists its product as uncharacterized. Bases 1 to 531 code for a protein of 176 amino acids. The transcript has 2 exons. Lineage: Eukaryota; Fungi; Ascomycota; Dothideomycetes; Dothideales; Saccotheciaceae. The record is from RefSeq and is a predicted model, not a curated record.